Messenger RNA from Sarcophilus harrisii (Tasmanian devil), 2716 nucleotides. RefSeq names its product collagen alpha-1(I) chain-like. The record is from RefSeq and is a predicted model, not a curated record. The transcript is spliced from 7 exons. Bases 450 to 1676 code for a protein of 408 amino acids. Lineage: Eukaryota; Metazoa; Chordata; Mammalia; Dasyuromorphia; Dasyuridae.
GAGGGGCCUGAGAACAGGGGGUGUCAGGGCUGGGGGAUGCGGCCCACAGGGGCGGGACCUGGCCUGCAGGACCGGGAGCCCGAGUUCCCUUCCAGGCUGGGAGGCUGCCGGGCUGGGCUAGAACAGCUGCAGAGCCCCCAGUUCCCUCGCCCAGUCUCUGGGUUCCGGGCUCUGGGCUAAGCUGGGCAGAUACAAAUUCAGAGCGCGCCCUGGGGGAGCUACCAGUCUGAUGGGGGACACAAGACACACAGGAAGCUGGGGGGGGGGCGAGAGUUCCCAAGUCCAGCCCUGGAGGGCUGGGGGCGGGGCUGUGCCGAACCCCCUUCUCUGACAGAGCCCCGGCCCGCCCUUGGGUCCCAGCCCCCAAAGCGGAGAAGCUGCCGGGAGAGGUGACACCCCCCCGCCUCCCCCUCCACCCCCCCCCCCGUUCUCCCGCAGCCGCACCGAGGAUGGAGCGCGGACCGUCCGGCCUCCAGGACGAGUAUGUGUGGAGGCUGAGCCGGCUCCUGGGCCCGGGACCCCCCAGGGGAGGAGAGCCCCGCCCCCCCAGCUCGGACUCCAUCCGCACCGAGGACUUCGCCGCCCACUUCCAGGAGGCCGCGGGGGAGGCGGAGCUGCGGGGGGGGCGGCAGGAAGGGGAGGGCCCCCGGAGCCCCGAGUCCCUGGGGGGCCACAUCGCGCGGCUGAGCCGGGGCUCCCCCCUCAGCUCCUGGGGCCGCCUGCAGUCUCCCGGCUGGGACGGGCCCGCCGGGGGGGCCUGGGCCGGCCAGGCCCUCCCAGAGGCCCCCGGCCCCCGGCUGGGCCCCGUGGGGGGGCGCGCCCCGCCCCGCUUGGGGGGCCCCUUCCCAGAGAAGUGGGGAGCCGGAGGGGAGGCCGGAGCUGGGCCGGCAGGAAGCCAGAGCCGGGGCCGCCCCCCUCGGGCCCCCCUCUCCCCUGCUCCCCACCACGGAAGAGCCCCCUGGGACCCGGAGCCCCUGAAGCUCCCGCCGCACGGGCAGGCCCGGGAGGCCCCGGGCCGGAGGCAGCUGUCGCGGCCCCUGGCAGGAACCCAGGACCCCAGGCUGCCUGGGAGCAGGUGGCCAGCGUCUCCCUGGGACCCGGAGCCCCCCCUCCCGUCCUGCCCGCCGGGAUUCCGAGCUCCCGCCUCCCACCGAGAGAAGCCCAGCCCUAGCCACCCCAAGGGGCUUAAAAAAGAGCAGGAGACCCCAGGGGAGCCCAAGCCCUGGAAGUGGAGCCAGAACCUGGAAAGGAUGAAGGACGGCGGCCCUGGGCUCGCAGCGAGGGGGGCCCACGCCGGACGCCGGGCAGAUUCCGGAAGGAGCGGCGCACGCCAGCAGCCGAGCCCUGAGACCCCUGGCAGCGGGGAGGCCCCCGGGCCCGGGAGUCCUGGGACCGAGCUGGAGCUGCUCGGGGCGCUGAUCGGGGCCGCCCGCCGCCGCCUCUGGGCCGUGGAUCGGCAAGCCGAGAGCCUGCAGGAGGCCGUCCGGGAGCUGCAAAGGCUGGCGCCCCCGCCCGGCGGCCGCCAGGACCCAGCAUCCCCCGCGGCAGGCCAGACUCUCGAGGGCCUCGGAGGAGCAGAGGAGGAGCCCGGAGGCCAGAGAAAGAGACCCGCCGGACAGAGGCCGGAGCCACUCUCCGACCGGCCCCGGGCCCCGAGCAGCGGGCGGCGGGACUGAGCGGCCACAGCCCGGGGAAGCCCCCUCCUCCUCCCCGCGGGGACGGGGGCGGGGCUGAACCUCCACAGCCCGGGACGCCCCCCCCCCCUCGCGCCCUUCCCUCCCCCCCUCGCGCCCUUCCCUCCCCCCCUCGCGCCCUUCCCUCCCCCCGUGGGGCCCUGCACGCCCCUCCUCCUCCCAACGACGCCCCUCCUCCUCCCCGCGGAGACGGGGGCGGGGCUGAGGAAGGGCCCACCUCCCCACCGCGCGGGUCUCCAGGGCCCUCUGGGGAGAGCAGCCCCUUCACCGUCCUUAACAAGGACCCCGGGCAGAGACCUCUGGGACGGAGCCCAAGGGCCGGCCCUGGGGACGCCAACGCCGGAAGAGGCCCGAGCCUCCCGUCCACAAGAGGGCAUCCCGCCGCUGUUUGAAGUCCCCGACGGCGGGGAGCUCAUUACCUCCCCGCUUUGGUGGCCCAAAUCUUUGCAGCUCCCCCUGACUCCCUCCCACCCAGGGGUCCUGCUUCUGCCUUCAGGGCUCAGGCAGGACGGAACUCCUCCCCCCUUGCCACGGUUAGCCUUAAAUGCUGGGAGACGGCUCUCCUGGCUCCCCACUCUUCGGACCCCCAUCUCUGAGUCUCCAACCCUCCCUUUCCGGCCUCCGUUAGAGGCUCCUCGGCUGAUCGACGCUCUCCUUAAGCCAAGCUGCCCGGAUGUGCGGUCCGACCAGGAGAGAGAUUCGCAUCCCCUCCUCCCGAGCCUGGGGCCUCCUCAGGGCUGGGGCUGCCUCGUCACCGUGGGGAUCCGGCUGAAGCUUGCGGCCUUCCAAGACCCCCAGAUCUUUUUCUUGCACAAUGCAGCAGCGUUUUCAGACCGGCCACUGAGAGGAUGGAGCCCGGGGCCCCUAUCCAGGUUCUGGCCCCUCCUCUGGUACCCGGGCCAGGCCACUCCCUCAGCCUUCAUUUCUUCCUCUAUCAAAUGAAGAGUCUGGCCUCUGGCGGCCCUUCCGUUAAGUUCUGUUGCACCUUUCCACUGACAAGCACCCCCCAUCCCCCCCCCCCC